CAAUGAGCAGUAGAGGUCGUCGAAGUCAGCUGGCUUGGGAGGAAGGCGCCGGCAAUGCCCGAGACCGGAGGCUGGAAUCGAGCCAAAUAGAGCUUCAAGGAAGCAGAGGACGAGGAAGAGGAGGAAGUGUUGCAACCCUUGUCUGCGAAGUCGGAAGCUACGCCAGCCAGCCCGCAAACCGCUUCUCAUUUCGAGCAGAGGGAGAAAGAAGCACUGAAUGGCGGGGUCCGAGGAUAUGGGUGGGGAGAAAGGCGGACAGCACACUUCCGAGGCAGUUAAAACAGUCGUGGUUGUCAUUGGCCGAAGCACUUCCCUUAGUGGAAACACUCCAGCUCGUGGAGGAUGAACAAAUCAGCGUAUUUCCUAGUGGAGUUCCAUGGAAGAAGUACUCUGGAGAGAUUGAUGGUCUUGAUGUCCACAUUGUUGUUCCUGGAAAGGAUAAGACGUUAGGUGUGGACAGCGUGGGCACUGUCCCCUGUUCUUUGCUGACUUACGCAUCUGCUGUAGCUCUGCGACCGAAUUUGCUUAUUAACGCUGGCACUGCGGGUGGAUUUCAGGCAAAGGGAGCCAACAUCGGCGACGUCUAUGUCGCGACCGAGUUUGCGAAUCAUGACCGCAGGAUACCUAUCCCUGUAUUUGACAAGUACGGGGUGGGAACCAUAGAAGCCACUCCCACUGGCAACCUCAUCAGAGACCUUAAAUUCAAGGAAGGAAAACUAUCUACUGGAAACUCCCUGGACAUGACAUUGCAGGACGAAGAAUACAUAAAGGCUAACGAUGCAACUGUCAAGGACAUGGAGGGUGCUGCUGUGGCGUAUGUAGCGAAUAUGUUGGCCAUUCCCUUGAUCUCCUUGAAGGCUGUAACAGACAUUGUAGACGAUAGCAAGCCGACGGUGGAAGAGUUUCUGAAGAAUAUGUCCAUGGCUGCUUCAGCCUUGUCCAAUGCCGUGCCCCUUGUGCUGAAAUACGUGUCUGGGAAGACCGUUGCUGAUCUUCAUUCUUCAUGACAGGCUUGAGCGUUGGGCAUCUGUCUCUGCACAGAGCCUCUUCACUGUAGAAGUGACUUCACAUUGUUUUCAUAAUUUUCAAAAUUAUUUUGCAGCAUUAUGAGCUCCCUGAUGCUGAUCGAUUAUCUUUAUAUGUAUUGACAUUGAUAUGUCCAAAUGUGCAAAGGAAAAGAAAAAGAAAAAGAAAAGGGUGUGGGUUUUAAAACAUA
Messenger RNA from Physcomitrium patens, 1216 nucleotides. RefSeq names its product 5'-methylthioadenosine/S-adenosylhomocysteine nucleosidase. NCBI's taxonomy places the organism in Eukaryota, Viridiplantae, Streptophyta, Bryopsida, Funariales, Funariaceae. Gene Ontology annotation, biological process: nucleoside metabolic process. Gene Ontology annotation, molecular function: methylthioadenosine nucleosidase activity. The record is from RefSeq and is a predicted model, not a curated record.